AUGUUUGAAAAUCCCCCCAGCAACCCUAACUCCAGGUGGCCACACCCGCCAGAGGGCGGUGCAGGCGGUGGGGGUGGCCACACCCGCCAGUGGGCGGUGCAGGCGGUGGGGGUGCUGGACGGGCAUGGAGGAGGCGAGGCCAGUCAGCUCGCAGCCUCGCGCCUCCUCCCUUCCUUGCGCGCCAGACUCGCCGCCCUGCCUGCUCUCAGUGGAAAACAGUCGCAGUGUGACCGCAGGGCCGUGCAUGAGUCGCGGGCAGCAGCUGGACAAUAUUGUGGGAGGGAUGGUGAUGGGAGGGAUAGGCGUGAGGAUGGGAGGGAUGGUUGUGAGGGCGUGGGAGGUGGCAAGAGGCGUGCGGGUUUUGCUGGCGAAGGGACAGCAGAGGAGAGAGGGAAAGGCAAGGAGGAGGGGGAGGAGGCUGGUGAGACCGAGAGGGAGUGGGAGGAGCAGGAGAGGGUGAGAAAUCGGGUGCUUGAAGGAGUGUUAGCAGGCGCUCUAGAGGAUGUGGAUACGGAAUUCGCACAGCGCUCCAGUGUUGGCACUUUGGUCUGGCUCCACGGCUGCUGUGGCCCUCCUUGUCUUCCACUGCUUGCUGCGCACUUCCCCAUCCUCAUCAACCAUCCCACCCAUUUGCUCCCCACUUCCGUUUCCCUUGCUCACUAUCAUGCUUGCUCUCACAGGAGGCUCGCAAGCACCACUGGUGGUUUGGGUCCGCGGUUGCUGUGGCUCUCCUUGCCAUUCAACCUCAUCUGCCACCCUACUGUGUGCAAUGCAAUUCACUCCCCCUCACUAUCAUGCUCCCUCUCACAGGAGGCCCGCAAGCACCGCUGGUGGUCUGGGUCCACGGCUGCGGUCGCCCUCCUUCUCUUCCACCGCCUGUUGCCCUCGCCUCCUUGCUGCCACCCCCACCGCACACGCCCUACUCUCAACGACAACCCCACCUGCUACCAGCACUCAUGCUCUCCUGAUGCACGCACAGCUGUCCAAGAACAUGAAAUCGAGUGGGAGCUGCCGCAUGUGGCUUCUGAGUCGACUCACAAGCCACCCAGCCACCACAAGCACUCGUGCUCUCCUGAUGCAUGCGCAGCUGUCCAAGAAGAUGAAACCGAGUGGGAGCUGCUGCACGUGACAGUGGCCAACAUAGGAGACUCCAAGGUUCUAGUCUGUGGCGGGGGCAAGAGGAGUGGAGGCCUGGCAGUAGGGGUCCGAGAGAGGCCGGGGAAGGAACAGCGAAUUGGCCAGGAGCUAGGAGAUGCGGAGCCGGGUUUGUUGGGGACUUCUCGGAAGCAGGGUGUGGGUGUAGCAGAGAAGGGUGUGGUGGAGGCUGUUGGAGGAAAGAAGGUUGUGUUGGCACAUGCCAUUGCUGCAGCAGCAGGGCUGCGUGAGCUGAGGUGGCCGAUGGGAGGAGUCAUGGACAGGGGCAGGGAACCUGUUUCGGUGUGCGGGUGCAGACAGGCAGCCAAACAGAGCAUGGACCAGCAAGAGCUUCGUCGCUUGGCGGUUCUGCAGAAACGGAAGCAGCGCCUUCGCGAGCAGCAGAGGCGACAUGCGCUGGUGAAGUACAAGCCGCAGGAGGAGCAGACGCAGAGGCAGCAGCAGCAGCAGCAGCAGCAGCAGCAGCAGCAGCAGCAGCAGCAGCAGCAGCAGCAGCAGCAGCAGAAGCACGAGCAACAGAAGCAGCAAAGGCAGGCGUUACCCGUGCCCCACGAGCAGCAACAGAAGCAGCAGGAGAAGCAGCAGCAGGAGAAGCAGCAGCAGGAGAAGCAGCAGCAGGAAGGGGAGCGCUCUGCCUCAUUGUGCACGACAGAGCUGACCGACGACCACAGAGCAGACAGAGAGGAUGAGAGGAGGCGCGUGGAGGCGAUGGGGGGGAGAGUGGAGGAGCGGGGUGGGGUGGCACGCGUGCAAGGCGAGCUGGCUGUGACUCGCGCCCUUGGGGACCUGCAGUACCGGCCGUGGGUGGUUGCCACGCCUGAGAUCACUGAGUGGGUGGUGAGCCGUGGGGUGUCAGGUCGCGGGGCAAGGGGGCCAUGUGUGGGAGGUAGUGGGGUGGAUGGGAAGAGGAUUGGGCGGGUGGUGAAGAAAAAGGAUGCAGCAAGGGAGGAGUCGAGAGAGGAGGGUAAAGAGGAGGGGGGACGGGGUUUGGAAGAAGAGUGUGUCCAGGUUAUGAAUGGGAGUAGAGCAGUGGAAGGGCGAGAAGGUCAAGCUGGCCAAGAAACGCAAGCAGGACGAGCAGGUUUGGAGGGACGUAAUGGAAAGGAGCAUGUAGUGAGUGACAAGGACGGAGCAGAAAGGGAGGAGGUUGAGGAAGGCGAGGAGGAGGAGAAGGAAAAGGAGGAGGAGGAGUUCCUGGUCGUGGCAACAGAUGGGGUUUUUGAGCGAAUGAAACCGUGCCAAGUGUGCGGCAUUGUGGCCAGGGCGAGACAAGCCCAGAGGGGGAAGGAGAGGCGGAGAUUGGGGGAGCCGAGCAAUGAAGGUCCUGGUAGAAGGAGGAGCGAGAGAAGCGCUCGUAGGGAUAACAAUGAUGGUGGUGGUGGUGGUGAUGGUGAUGAUGCUGGUGAUUGCAAUGGGGAUGAGGAGGGGGAGGAAGAAGACGCAGAGGGGGAGGAGGAUGAGGAGGAUUGGGUGCUUGACAGUGCAGCUGCUGCGGCAUCUGGCGGUGGGAGUGAGAGCACAGAGGGGUCACUGCUCCAGGCCAUUCCCCUGCUGAUAGGGCAGCAGGAAGGGGAAGAGACUGGAGCUCUUGCUGUGGUGAGUGGGAAAGGGCAGUCAGCACUGCCUGAGGGGGCACAGGAGAGUGCGCAGGGAGGAAUGCAGCUGCCUGUGCAGCAGCAUGGGCACUUGGAAGCGGCGAGGCAGCAGCAACAAGGGAGGGAGCAGCAGCAGCAGGGGAGGGAGCAGCAGGGGCGGCAGCAGAAGCAGUUGAUGGUGCAGCGAGGGCAGCUGCCGUUCUACUGGAUGCUGGAGGGUGUGGAGCAGGGUCCGCUCAUGUGCAUGCGCAGGGAUGAUGGUCAACUGCCAGUGCCCAGCCCCGCAAACCCAGAUGCUGGCGCCAGUAGCCGUCCUAUCCACACCCAUGCCUCCCCAACGGCUGUAGCACUCUCUGCCACCCAUGCUACAGCUCAUGCAGCAACUCCAGUUCCACCCAAGACCCCCGCCUCAGACACCCUGGCCUCAACCACCCUUGUAUCACAGCCACACGCACUCUCUCAACAGCAAAGCAAUCGACGAUUGACACCGCCCGCCGAUAGCUCUGCUCCCUUGCCUCCAACUCCCCUAGUGCCUCCCAGCCGCCUCGCAGUGGGGCCAGUGCAACAGCAAGAAGCCAUUAUGCCGUCGGAGGUGCCUUCACAGCACAGGAAACGCCCAGCAGCGCCAUCCAGCCUCCCCUCCUCCUCAGCCCAUUGCUACGAGCUGCUCAAACCCCUUCCUGUUGCUGCUGCUUCUGCGUCUCGCCCCUCCCUGGGGCCUCUUUGGCGUGACCGCGCCUGGCAGAAGCCUCCCCAAUACCUCGAUGCUGGUUCCAGAACAGGCCAUGUUACAGUGGCUCAGCAUGACCCAGCUCUUCCUGCUGACUCCUCCUCUUAUCCCAAUCCUGUAGCAGGCAGCAAUGCAGCGGCUGUGUCUGCUGCUGUUGUUCAAACCCUGAAUCGCCGUAAGAGCAGUAGCCGCAGCAGCAGCCGCAGCAGCAAUGGUGAUGGUAACAGGAAUGCUGAAAGCAAGAUUAAGGAGCAAGGGAUGGUGCAAGGACUUGACCAGCAAGGUUCUGACCAAUCAGCUGAGCCCAGUCCGCCAGGCAGCCAGCUGGCAGCUCUCGGUGCACGGGCUGUUAUGGAAGCCUUCCAGUGCCUGCUCAUCUGGCCCCCGUUACAGUCACACUCCUCCUCAACCCCUGCCACCUCUUCCAACGACCAUCUCACCACUCUGCACUCCUCAAAAUCGCUUCAACCGCUGGGACGUCCGCCGGCUUAUUCACCGCAUCAAAUCCCAGCGCAGAACCAAAUCCCACGGCAGAAUCAAAUCUCAGCUCGAGAUCCUGUUCCACUGGAGAGUCAAAUCAUACCUCACACUCCCAAGAUGGAAAAAACCCCAUUCUCCUCUCAAGCUCUUCAGCCCCUCACUCACUCUCCCCCCUCACGUUUCUCCCACCCCCUCGCACUCUCUCCUCUCACACUCCCUUCUGAAGCUUCUCACUCCAAACCAACUCCCAAGCCACUUCUGUACCCAGCCACAAGCCUGGCAAUCCCCGCACCUCUCGGCCUGGUUCGGUUUCUGAACCUGCUAGGCUCGGUGCCGCUGCUCCUACCAGGCCUCCCUGGAAAGAGCGGCAUGGGAAUGGAGAAGGAGGGAGGUGGGGGAGAGGGGUUGGUGAUUAAGGGUAGGGUGGAGGUCAGGGGGGGUGAGGAUGAAGGGAGUUUCAAGAAUAUGAUAGAGGAAAAGGAGGAGAUGGAGGAGGGGAGUUUGCAGGAAGAGAGAGGUGGGGAGGAAGAAGAAUGGGGGGAUGUUGAUGUGACAGAUGGCGAUUGGCCGAAGCACCAGAUGGGAUUUGUGCAGCGCAGGUACGUGCUGCAGAAGAACUUUGCACGGGGGGGAUUCGGAGAGGUGUGGCUGGCUGUGAGGAGGGACCCCUGCCACCGGCCCUCCAGUGCCCGCCUGCCUGCACAUCCCCCAUCUCCUUCUGCGAAAGCAGCUGUCAGUUUAGAUGCAGAAAGUACAUAUGGAUCAUUUGGUCGGGACAGUGUUGCACUUGAGAGGGCUGUGGGUGGGAGGGGAGAGGAGGAAAGAGAGCUUGUGAUGGAACAUGAGGGAUUGCAGUAUUCAGAGUGGCAAGAACAGGUGGAGGGCGAGAAGGAGGAGGAGAAGACGAGGGAAGUACUGGAGGUGAAAGUGGAAGGGGAGGAGGUGAAAGAGGGAGGGAAGGAGGAGAAAGAGGAAAGGGAGGAGGAGGAAGGGGAGGUGGGAGAGGAGGAAGAGGAGGAGGAGGAGGAAGAAGAGGAGGAGGAAGUGGAAGGGGAGGAGGGAGAGGAGGAAGAGGAGGAGGAGGAAGAAGAGGAGGAGGAAGUGGAAGGGGAGGAGGGAGAGGAGGAAGAGGGGGAGAAGGAGGAAGAAGAGGCGGAUGCCCCGCCACUGUUCGUGCUCAAGCGGCUUCUGGUGAGUCGAUUUUCCAGUCUGGUGGUUUUCAGUCGACUCAAGGACAGGCGACAGUGCAGUGCAGCGCAGUCUGCUGUUCUGGAGACUGUUGAGGCUCUGGUGCCUAGAGCAGGAUUACUGCACUGCACACUAGUGCAGGCCACUGUUGUGCUGUUCUCAAGAUUCAAGGGUCAGGGCCUCGCCCACCACGUUCUCGUUCAUCUUCCCCCAUGCUCAUCACCCCCACCCCUUCCCCAUCUUCGCUGCCCCUGUCCACCGCACUGUUCCUCUUGGAUGGCUUCAGACGGGGGAGGACAAUCUGCAGUGCGGUAUUCCCUCUCAACCCCCCCUUUCUCUCCCCAUCCUGUUCUUCCUACUCGUCCUCCUCUCCCUGUCCACCACUGUGGGUGGGUUCAGGCGGGGGAGGGCGCUCGACUGAGUGGGCUGCGAGAGAAGUACUUUGGGGAAAUGCUUCUCAACGCGACCAAUCUGGUGCUGCCACGUGGCACCUGCCGUCAUGGCAGAGGCAACAAGAGGGAUGGUGCGAUUCGUGGCCCUGAAGUCCUUACGGGCGACGACGCGGACGGUGACGUGGAUGGUGACGUGGAUGCUGACGUGGAUGGCGAUAUGGAUGCUGACGUGGAUGAUGAGCUGGUGGAUGCGAUGGGUCUGCAUCACAUUGCACGCUACAUUGAGUCGUUCGAAACCACCGCCAGUGGUGGCGGCACAACCACCACUAGUGGUGCCAGCAGCAGUAGCGACGAUACUCCCACCACCAGUGGUGAUGCUGAUGCUGACGCUGGUGCAGUUGGCAAUGAAGGGCGGGGAGAGAAGCAGCGGGAGGAGGCGAGCAAGGAGGCGAGGAAGGAUCUGUGGCUGGUGUUUGUGCACGAGGGGGUGUCACUCUCGUCCCUGCUGUACACGAGUGAUGCUGAUGGGGAGGGAGGCGAAGAGAAGGAGGAAAAAUCUGAGGAAGGAGGGCAGGAAUGGGAGGGAACGGAACAAGAGAAUGGAGAGAGAGAAGUCAGGGGGAACGAGAAGAGCGGGCAGCCGCAGGCGAGUGCGGAGCAUGUAAGUGGGCAGCAGCAGCAGGCAAAGAGCGGGCAGCACAGCAUGAUGAGGCCGUCAAGGUGGUGGCGAUGGCUGUGCUCCACAGAGGAGGGCGAGGAGACAGUGAGGAGCAUCCUGAGACAGACGCUGCUGGGACUGGCUGCCUUGCAAGCGCGCAACAUAACCCACCGGGAUAUCAAGCCAGAGAACAUCAUUCUGAAGCCUCAACCCAGGGGGACGAGCAGGGGGUCAGAGUCCGAUCACUCCCCGGGAGCCAAGGGGAAGCAUGCAGGGAGGCGGGCAGGGAGGCGGGCAGGGAGACGGGCAGGGAGACAUGCACCAUCUGCAUCUGCCCGUGACUCCUCCUCCUCACCGUCAGUAGCAGUAGGAGAGGCGCCAGCAGCGGAAGCAGCAGCAACAGGAGCAACAGGAUCCUCGUCGUCAGCCAAUGACAGUGCAACACGUGGCAAUGCUUCCGUGGAAAACCCGCUGCCGGAUUUCAAUGCUGACAUGCACGUGCGUGUGCUUGACCUGGGUUCAGCUGUUGACCCGCACUCUGUUCGCUUCCUCUACGGCCCAACAGGGCCCUCCAGCGCAGAGGAAACCGAGCUCUACUCGCCUCCCGAAGUGCUGUUGCUGCCGCAGAGUCUCCCAAGCACCGGAGGUGUGGGGGAAGGAGCGGGUGCAUCUGGAGAAGCAGAAGCAGCAGCAGGGGGAGGAGCGACUGGGGGAGGUGUUGACUGCGCGCGGAACAGCUCCAGCAGCAGCUGCCUCCACAUCAGCAGCCGCAUGCACUACGGCUACGACAUGUGGAGUGUGGGGGUGCUAAUGCUGGAGCUUCUCUUUGGCUCACCACACGUCUGGUCUCUCCCCCCUCGCACCCAGGCGCUGCUAGAUCGCUCCCUGCAAGCAGCCCAGUGGCCCGAGUCCACCCGGCGAACAGCCUUCCUAUUGCGUGCGUGGAUGGAGCUCUGCAUCUUCACGCCUGCAGUCUUUGAAGCAGGGCCACAUGAGGGGGCUUCUGCAGCAGGAGCGGAGGAGGAAGGGGCGUCCGUAGCAGGGCAAGAGGAGGAACAGCCGUUGGUAGCAGAGGAAAACGAUGGGCCGUCUUUAGCACAAAAGAAGGAAGGAACGCCUGCAGCAGGAGAAGAGGAGGGGAAAGUGAGGAGGGAGGAGGGUGUGGAGGGUGGAGCAGGCGCGAAGACCAGAGGUGUGAGCGACUUGCUGAGGCUGCGCCAGCCGCAUGUGGAGCAUGCUCAUCCACAGGGAUCGGCUGUAGCAGGUGCUGAUUCACAGGAGUCUGCUACAGCAGGUGCACUUCCGCAGGAAGGUGCAGUGGGGGUAGGGGGGGCGCCCAUUGCAGCUGCCUCUGCAGCUUCCGCCCCCUUCCCUCGUUCUGCUAGAUCUAUCACUCCCUCCACCACAGCCAGCUUGAAGGGUCGCACUGCCCACAGCAGCAGGAAUGAAGAGGGAGAAGCAGGAGAGGGCUACAACGGGGUUGGGGAGGCCGAUGAGCAUGGAGAGAACAAUGUGGCUGGACAGGGCAUUGGUAGAGAGGGCGAUGACUCCGUGCAUGGAAGUGGUGCUUCUAGUGGGCGGGCUGGUGGUAGCAGCAGUGGGAGUGGUGCAGAGGGGUGGAGUGUGGUGGCACCGUGGGAGUGCAGCGAGGCGAGCAUUGCAUCACAGCUGAAGCUGAGGGAUCCGCUCAAGAAAGGGUGA
Molecule: messenger RNA, 7899 nt
Organism: Closterium sp. Naga37s-1
Lineage: Eukaryota; Viridiplantae; Streptophyta; Zygnematophyceae; Desmidiales; Closteriaceae
Source: the annotation of a GenBank genome assembly